Zeugodacus cucurbitae (melon fly) is the source of this 1062-nucleotide messenger RNA. Its product is annotated as angiopoietin-related protein 1. Lineage: Eukaryota; Metazoa; Arthropoda; Insecta; Diptera; Tephritidae. The transcript is spliced from 3 exons. Bases 66 to 947 code for a protein of 293 amino acids. The record is from RefSeq and is a predicted model, not a curated record.
AUCCAUGCAGCAGAAAGUGUCAGUCUUAAUUCAACACCCAAUCGGUUAGCGCAACUCGCAGAAAAAUGUUUCGCUUCGUUUUCAUUAUUUUGUUGCAUUACAUAUUAAUAUUCCAAAUCGGGUCUAGUUUUGGUCAUCGUGACGAUGGAAGUACGGUGUGCGAUUGCAAUUGUAAUUGUGAUCUGAAAAUAGAAGUCGUUAAUGGUGAACUCAACGAAAAUGUGCAUGAGAGCGAUGAUAAAAUCGACACUAAAGCAUCGAACAUCGAAAAGCAUUUACUUGCGAAUCGUGUAUCAAAACCGUCUAGUUGUAUGGAAGCAGCAGCUAACAGCUCGAAAAGUGGCAUUUUUAAAAUACAAUUAAAAAAUACUGAUGUCACCGACUUGGAGGUGUUUUGUGAAAAUGACGUUGCUUCUGGUGGAUGGUUAGUUAUACUACGGCGUCGAAGUACCUCUGUGAAUUUUAAUAGAAGUUGGCAUGACUAUAAAGAGGGAUUUGGCGACUUAACAGGAAACUAUUGGAUCGGUUUGGAAACCUUGCACGCGCUCACCAGCAGCUGUCAGCAGGAAUUGUAUGUUCAAAUGAAAGCAAGCAAUGGUACAGUAUACUACGCAAAAUAUGCAGAAUUUCAUAUUGCUUCUGAGUCAGAAAGCUACGCUUUGAAGAGAUUGGGUAAUUAUAGCGGAGAUGUUCGUGAUUACCUCAGAUAUAAUUUGGGAAUGAAAUUUUCAACGAUUCAUCGGGAUAAUGAUAAUUGGUCCGUGAGUUGCGCACAAUUAGCGCAUGCCGGUUGGUGGUUUAACGGUUGUAGUAAAGUUUUGCUAACUGCAGUCUACGAUCAAGAUAGUCAUUUAUUCUGGGGUGGCAUAAACUUAUCAUUUGCGCAAAUGAUGAUACGACCAACACAAAAUUGCCUUAACCAGUUGAGGUUGAGCGAAUUAAAUUAACGUGUCUAAAGAAAUUGUAUUUGUGUUAUUAAUCAAAAUGCGUUGUGUAUCACAAGAAUUAUGUGAAUUAAUUUGAAAAUAUACAUAUGUAUAUUCCAACUACUAACCUUUUAAA